Molecule: messenger RNA, 2408 nt
Organism: Homo sapiens (human)
Lineage: Eukaryota; Metazoa; Chordata; Mammalia; Primates; Hominidae
Gene: SUSD3
Product: sushi domain containing 3
Exons: 8
Coding region: 1294-2022 (242 amino acids)
Cellular component (GO): plasma membrane
Source: RefSeq, a predicted model, not a curated record
GAUUUACAUGCAAAGGGAUCUAAAGGGUGCCAGGUAAGAAAUGCCCCAGCACUAGGCUGGCAGACCAAGGGCAGCCACAACCAUGGGCUGGGGAACAGCAGGUGGGUAGGAUGGGGCUGGAGGGCAGGACGGAUCCAGAGAGGCAAGGCCUCUGCCUCCAGCUUUAGGGAACAGACAUCCUCAAAGACAGCUGGGGUGUGGGGUCCUCUGCAGGGGUGAGGCACAGGAGGGCCAUCUGCAGGCAGCUGGGAGUUCAUGAGUAUUUGAAGCAGGGGAGGGGACAGGGGACAGAUGGGAUCUGCCUCUCAUGCAUCAGGCAUGGGGAGGGGCUCAGGAGGUCAGUGAGGGGUGGCCCUGGGUCCCCUGGGAGUCCGGGAGUCUCUGUGUGAGCAGGACUUGGCUGUGCGGUGGUUAGAGACAAGGGUGAUCCACCAGCUCCAUCCUCAUGCCUUGGUGAUUUCUUGGAAUGUCCCUGGGAGUUGGGUGCAGGUAGAGACUUUGUAGACCAUAGCUCCUGGCACUGUGCUGCCUGCCUGCCCCAUCCUGGCUGUGAGUUCGCUGUGAAUCCUACGGAAUCCUGGCUGUGAGUUCGCUGUGAAUCCUAUGGAAAGGGCUACCCCAAGGGGACAGGAGUCCAGCCUCCUACUCUUGGCACUGCCAUCAUGCAGCCAGGGGCCUUGGGCAGGUUUGUGGGCCUCAGUUUCCUCAUCUGGAAAAUGGAGCCAGCCCAGAGAAAGUGUUUCCUGGCCUCCCAGGCUCAGGAAAGGAGUACAGGAGACCCCACUGGGGCCUGGAGGGUUGAAGGUCCCCUGUAUGCUGCAGACCUUGGGGAUCAAGGGCUAAGGGCUGAAGUUUCCCUGUGUUCCAUGGACCUUGGGGAUUGAGGCCCAGGGCCCCAGUAGGGCUCAUGUCCUGGGCUGCUCAAGCCCUGACCUAGGGAGUGAUCCUGUGCACCAGAUCCUGCUCCAAGAUCUCCAUAGGGCAGUCCUGCUCUUCCCAGACCCCAGGCGGGCAAGUCACCAGUUUUGCAGACGGGGAAGUUGAGGCUGAGCCAGUUGCUGUCUGAGGACAAGAGCCCUCACUAUAGCAGAACCUGGCGGCUGAGAACACAGGAUGUGGCUUUUGGCAGAUGAAGUGUGAACCAAGACAAGACCUUGGUCGACCUCAGACAUAGCUAGACACAUGCCUCUUAUCAGAUACAUGAUUUGCAAGUAUUUUCUCCCUAUUGACGGUACUCACCCUUCUUGCGAUGAUGUGAGAUGAUAAAAUGCCUACAUGAUGAGAUGAAGUGAGAUGAAAAACAUAGGCCUUGUGAUGGAAUGGGAAAUUCCAGAGAUAAUUUGCACGUGCGCUAAGCUGCGGCUACCCCCGCAAGCAACCUUCCAAGUCCUUCGUGGCAAUGGUGCUUCCGUGGGGACCGUGCUCAUGUUCCGCUGCCCCUCCAACCACCAGAUGGUGGGGUCUGGGCUCCUCACCUGCACCUGGAAGGGGAGCAUCGCUGAGUGGUCUUCAGGGUCCCCAGUGUGCAAACUGGUGCCACCACACGAGACCUUUGGCUUCAAGGUGGCCGUGAUCGCCUCCAUUGUGAGCUGUGCCAUCAUCCUGCUCAUGUCCAUGGCCUUCCUCACCUGCUGCCUCCUCAAGUGCGUGAAGAAGAGCAAGCGGCGGCGCUCCAACAGGUCAGCCCAGCUGUGGUCCCAGCUGAAAGAUGAGGACUUGGAGACGGUGCAGGCCGCAUACCUUGGCCUCAAGCACUUCAACAAACCCGUGAGCGGGCCCAGCCAGGCGCACGACAACCACAGCUUCACCACAGACCAUGGUGAGAGCACCAGCAAGCUGGCCAGUGUGACCCGCAGCGUGGACAAGGACCCUGGGAUCCCCAGAGCUCUAAGCCUCAGUGGCUCCUCCAGCUCACCCCAAGCCCAGGUGAUGGUGCACAUGGCAAACCCCAGACAGCCCCUGCCUGCCUCUGGGCUGGCCACAGGAAUGCCACAACAGCCCGCAGCAUAUGCCCUAGGGUGACCACGCAGUGAGGCUGGUGCCCAUGCUCCACACUGGGAGGCCAGGCUGACCCCACCAGCCAGUCAGCUACAACUCCACAUCAACUCCACAUGCGCCCAGCUCGAGACUGAUGAGUGGAAUCAGCUUCCAGGUGUAGGGACCCCUUGAGGGGCCGAGCUGACAUCCAAGGCUGAGGACCCCAGUGGGGAGUGUUCUGUUCCGGCAUAUCCUGGCCGUAACGAUUUUUAUAGUUAUGGACUACUUGAAACCACUACUGAGGGUAAUUUACUAGCUGUGGCCUCCCACUAACUAGCAUUCCUUUAAAGAGACUGGGAAAUGUUUUAAGCAAAUCUAGUUUUGUAUAAUAAAAUAAGAAAAUAGCAAUAAACUUCUUUUCAGCAACUACA